Messenger RNA from Lucilia cuprina (Australian sheep blowfly), 1552 nucleotides. Its product is annotated as arrestin domain-containing protein 3-like. The transcript has 4 exons. Gene Ontology annotation, biological process: protein transport. The coding region runs from base 210 to 1343 and encodes 377 amino acids. The record is from RefSeq and is a predicted model, not a curated record. NCBI's taxonomy places the organism in Eukaryota, Metazoa, Arthropoda, Insecta, Diptera, Calliphoridae. Gene Ontology annotation, cellular component: cytoplasm.
ACCAUAUGGAUUCUGUAAAUAAUUAACAAUAUGUACAUACAGUUCUAGUGAUUAUAAACAAAUAAAAAAGUCUAAAUAAUUAGUAGCAAACAGUUUUUAUUAGACUAAACAUUGAACAACCGAGAAAUAAUAAUAGUUUUUUUUUUAUUUAUACAUACAAUUUACUGCUAAUAUAUUCAAUAUAAAACAUAGAAAAAACUACAACUAAAAUGACUUCAACUUGUGAAUUUCAACUAAAUAAUUCGAAUGCAGUUUAUUAUAGUGGUGAUACGGUUAGUGGUACGAUCAUUUUGAAAACUAUUUCUCCCGUAGUUGUAAGAGAUAUAUGUAUAAUUUUUCGUGGUGAAGGUAAGGUAAAUUGGAGUGAAACAGAAAGACGAAAAAAAUCAAAUGGUACUUACGAAAAUCGUACGGUCUAUUUCAAAUCAAAUGAGCUUUAUGUGAACAAUACUACAACUCUACACGGUAAAAGAACAUUGCCUGCAGGAACUCAUACAUAUACAUUAAACAUACUUCUACCGUUACAAUGUCCCACCUCGUGCGAAGGACGCUGGGGUCAUAUACGUUAUGAACUUAAGCUUAAACUUAAUAGACCUUCAGAUUAUGAUAUUGAUUUUAGUAUACCUUUAAGUAUAAUUGAACGAAUAGAUUUAAAUUUAAAUCCUGCUUUUAGGAUACCCAUGGAAAGUGAUGAUAUUUUCAGUUCCUGUUGUUGGUCUUGUUCGGGUGGUAGUAUUAAUACCACACUUACCAUUCCGUUUAGUGGCCAUGCCAUCGGUCAAACAGUCAAGUAUUCUCUUUAUAUUAAAAAUCAAACAAUGGACGAUAUUUAUGGUUACACAAUAGAAUUUAUACGUGAUAUCACAUAUACAGUCCGUACGCCUUAUUAUAAAACACGACUAGAUAAACGAAUUCUAGAGACAAAGUCCUACAGUGAUCAAUGUUUACGUUUAAGUACACGUAUUUUUGAAGGAAAUUUUAAUAUAGGUUCUACACCGCCCACCACCGAAAAUAAUAGUAUUAUAGAUGUGCGAUAUUCAUUAAAAAUUGAUUUAAAUAUAGAUAAUUGUUCGAGUGAUAAUAUCAUAACUGUACCUAUAUUUAUUGGUACCAUACCACUAAGAGCGGCAACGUCAGAUGUUAUGGACAACGAAACUUUUAUAGGUGUGAUAUCGGAGAAUGACCAAAGAGGCACUGAUUUACCUCCAAGUUAUCAGGAAUUAGGUCCACCCACAUUCGAAGAAGCCAUACGCUGCAACUCACCCUUUAUAGAUAUUGAUGGUAAUGAUCAUAAUCGUCAUGUUGACUUUAGGCCAUUAUAUCCUUUGUAUACUCAUAACUAAGUUACCUCAUAUUACUCUAUGCAUUUGAAUUUGUUCGGAUCUGUUACGGAAUUCUCUUCCGAUUGGAAAUGUAAUGUUGAUUUAUUGAAAUCAAGAUAAUUUUUAUUAAUAAUUUUUAGAUCGGAAUGUGUGACACUCCUGUAUAUUAAGGUCGUAUAGUUUUUGUUGUUUUUUGUAAAUUUUCAAAUAAAAAUAUAUAAAACCAAAAA